Messenger RNA from Peronospora belbahrii, 1671 nucleotides. The record is from the annotation of a GenBank genome assembly. NCBI's taxonomy places the organism in Eukaryota, Oomycota, Peronosporomycetes, Peronosporales, Peronosporaceae.
AUGUCACGCGAUAUCAUUUCAAAAGGCUCUUUUGCGCCUGUAAAGCUCGAUGAUUUUCGCAAUGUCCUUAUCCGUCAAGAAGAAACAAUUAUCUUUGCAUUAAUUGAACGUGCUCAAUUUCCGCAUAAUCCAGAGGUUUAUGUAAAUAUGAAAGACAGUAAGAGUGCAGCAUUUGGUGGUCUUCGAGGCAAGUAUACGACCUUUGAUGGUAGUUUACUGGACUUUAUGCUGCUUGAGACGGAGAAAUUACACGCAUUAACACGUCGAUACACAUCUCCGGAUGAGAAUGCUUUCUUCCCUCAUCUUUUACCUGAACCCAUUCUACCCAUUGUGGAUUAUCCGCGUGUCUUAAAUCCCAAUCGGAUUAAUAUCAAUCAUCACAUUAUGAGUGUCUAUCAAGAAAAGAUUCUACCUGGACUUACCAUGGAUGCUAGUGAUGAUACGGUGUACGGAUCUACUGCAACCGCGGAUAUUCCAGUGCUACAAGCGCUGAGUAAGCGGAUUCACUUUGGAAAAUUCAUUGCUGAAGCCAAAUUUCAAGCAGAAACAGAGCGAUACACGAAGCUCAUUCUUGAAAAUGACGCGGACGGAAUUAUGGAGGCACUUACCAAUUUGGAAGUUGAAAAGAAAGUACUUGAGCGCGUAAAGCAGAAAGCCUCGACGUACGGCCAGGAUCCACAGGCCCCAGCUGCGUCGCAGGAAGAGCUGAAAGUCAACCCGCAGCUUAUCUCAGAUCUGUACCGCGACUUUGUAAUGCCUCUUACGAAGGAAGUGCAAGUGCAGUACUUGCUGCAGCGCAUUGCGCACCCGUCGAUUGCUGUUGCGGGCGCCGAGGGAUCAUUCUGCUGGCUAGCCGCACAGGCUCAUUUUGGAGGUGAAGCACUUCAGAAAGAACAGUUCCUACACGUUGAUUCCAUUAGCAAGGUGUUCAACGAUGUUAACGCAAACCGCACGGCCUACGGUGUCGUCCCUAUCGAGGAUUCCCAUUUGGGAAUGAUAAAGGAAACGCAGGCGCAGUUAAUGCGUAGCUCGCUGAAGGUGUCCGCCGAGGUUGUUCUUACGCGCUCGUUUAUUUUUGCGACCAAGGAUAAACAGCUUGUCAAGAACUCUGACGUUAAGAAAGUCUUUUGCUCGACGGAUACUGACGCACAGCUACUCACUCUGGCGGAGCAGAAAUGGCCAAGUGCACAGAUAGUUUCUGUUCCCAAUGCUUUCGAGGCAGCGAGUCUGGCGUUCAACGAAGUGGCAACGGUAGCAGUCACUACAUUGGGCGCCGCAGAGUCUAAAGGUUUGCAGCAGGUUGACACGAGCCAUGCGUUGGCGUCUGAAGCUAAUGUUAUGGAAGGAAUGCCGUCCUUCAUCCGCUUUGUGAUUGUUUCCAAGGGCUACCCCGCGGCUACCGGAAAUGACAAGUCAUGUCUGAGUAUGGGGAUCGAGCAUCAUGUGGGCUCUCUGCUCAAUGCGCUGGAUGUAUGGAAGAACCACGCAAUCAACCUCACAAGCCUCGAGUCUAUCUACCGCCAAGAGCAGGGUGGCUACGAUUUUUUCGUGGAAAUCGUGGGCCACUUUGACGACGUUUGUGUGCGACAGGCUGUUGAAGAGCUACAGUCAGUUUGUGCCGUUAAGCACCUUGGCUCGUUUCCCAUUGCGAAGCGCCUUAUCCAGAGCUAA